AUGGCGGUUUCUGGCCACGAAACUCGAUUUGAUUUGUAUGUCACCAUCCUUAUAUUUUCGAGCUGAAAUCGCUAGAAAUUAGUAAAUUUUUGGAAUGAUUUUGAAUAUUUGGUCAUUUUUUCGAGUUUUUUGGCUGAAAUCUUCUUUGUUUUAUCUGAAAUCAUCACAAAAUAUUGCUGUAAAAAAAGUUAUUUAACCGUUUGGUGAUGAAUAUUUCUACCUGACUUCUGCAUGGCCACAGAUUCCUGCUAUAAAACAUAACAUUUCAGUUACCUCUGCAAAUGCAAGCCCGGCUUUGUCGACGCCUCCACCAACGUCACGCACUAUCCAGGCCGAACUUGUGUCCUUCCGUCGUCCCUCAGCCGGCCCGCUCCAACCUUCACUACAACAACGCUAUCUCCGCAACCUCAAUGCACAUUGGGGAGGAAUGACACGUGCCGUCCCAAUGAACUCUGCGUUCAAAUGGACGGGACAUUGGGCUGUGAUUGCGUUGAAAAUGCGUUCAGAUUCCGCGACGGGACAUGCCGACUGCAAUCUGCUUGCUCAGGGGUUACAGAUUGUCAUCAAAGUGCGAUUUGCACAAAUGUUUUUGAUUCGUAUCAAUGCAAGUGUAAGCCUGGAUUCCAUGACGCGUCCGAGGAUCCGAAUAGACCGGGGAGGAACUGCGUGGAGUGUAAGUUAUAGCCUAAAUUAGAUUUGUUAUAUGUGUAAAGAAAUUAUCAGUCUGUCGGGAAAAUAAUGAGCGUUCUGUCUGAUCGAAAAUCGCAUGCCGACUAUUCAACCUCGAAAGUACUUUAGUCAGCACAAAGUGCAAAAUGAAUUUUUAAAUAGUCCCGUUUCCCUUUCCUAAUCCCAAUCACGAGGUGCACUUGAAUCUGCAAGGUUAUGAGAGUUGCAUAAAUUACGAAUUUAUGAGGUCGAGUUUUGUAUUUUUGAAUGCAAACACAAUAUGAAUUGAGCAAAGAGCCAGCAGUAAGAGUGCACGUAGAAAAGUAAUAUCAGGCUUUCGGGAAAAUAAUGAGCACUAUGUCUCAUUGAAAAAUGAGCACUUGUCGCAACCCGCACCGUGCUCAAAAACCCCAACCCCUUUUUUUGGUUUUGGCACCGUGCGGCAAACUGAGGAGUCCGGUGACCGGAAUAGACCUUUCGCUAUCGGUUUUUUACACUUCGUCCUGAUUUCGCAGAGAAAGAGAGAAAAAAGACACGCAAAAACGUACUCUCUCGCCCUAAAAAUUCCCCAUUUCUUCCCCGACAAAACGUUUUUUCGCGUCUUUUUUUGGCAAAUUGCAAAUCCAUUCACCGGACUGUUUUAGCUCAUCUCAGUUUGACAUGCACCGUGCGGCAAAAUAUCGCUUCGAUAUAAGCAACUUUUAACUUGUCGCUGCGUUGGCGCCAUGGAUUUGAACAGUGUAAACGGCUUUGUUUGUCGUUUGAGGUCUGCAUGGUGCACCGAAGAAAAAAUGCACACUGUGCCAUAAAAGUCCAUGCACUUUAUGAAAAUAUCAGUCUGUCGGGAAAAUAAUGAGGGCUCCGUCGUUGCGUCAAUCGCGCCGUUGAAAUGAAAGCAAUUUGAUUUUUCCGCGACAGAAUUCAUUUCCUCGGUGGCGAUGCGAUUUUCAAUGCUACGGAUUGCUCAUUAUUUUCCCGACAGACUGAUACUUUUUUUAAUAUAAUAAAUAAUCCGCAAAAAUUUCAGUGAUCAACGAAUGUGCCACUGGUCAGCACACUUGCCAUCCCUUUGCGCUAUGCGUCGACGAAACCGUCGGCUACACUUGUAAAUGCCGCAGUGAAUACGUCGACACAUCAUCCAGAUAUGGGCUGAGUCCCGGUCGUCAUUGCGCGAUCUGUAAGAGAGUAUUUCAAGUUUUUAACAAACAACAUUUCAAGCGUGUUGUACUCGAAAUUAGAACUGUUUUAGCAAACAACGAAUGUGCCAGUCCGGAGACCAAUACUUGCGACCAAAAUGCCGACUGUGUUGAUCGCCCCGACGGCUAUACUUGUCAGUGUUACGAUGGCUAUGUAGAUGUCUCUUCCUUGGCCGGAAAACAGCCUGGCCGCAUCUGCACGGUGCAAACGACAUGUCCGAAACAAACUACGGAUUUAAUAUUUUUGGUCGAUGGAAGUGGUUCCAUUGGGGUUCAUGUCUUCACAAAAGAAAUCCUACGAUUUUUACGCGAGUUUGUGGAGCUCUUUGACAUUGGUCCGGACCAUACGAGAGUUGGACUUAUCCAAUAUAGCGAUCAAAUACGACAUGAGUUCGAUUUGAAUCAAUUUGAAGACAAAAAAUCGCUGCAAUCUGCAAUUUCAAAUGUCACCUACUUAACGGGACUUACAAGGUAUGCAACCGUAAAUUUUAAAGUCUAAAAUAUCGCUCAGAACUGGCGCCGCAAUCAAACAUUUGGUGGAGGAAGGCUUCUCCGAACGUCGAGGAGCCCGACCUUCGGGGCAAGUUAGUCGAGUUGGGAUUGUCAUCACGGACGGGAGAAGUCAGGACAAUGUGACACAGGCAGCUGCGGAGGCAAGGAGAUUGCAAGUGAACAUGUUUGCCAUCGGAGUCACCGACCAUGUGCUGGCGUCCGAGCUGGAGACAAUUGCGGGCUCUAGUAGUCGGUAAGAUCAGUCUGUCCGGAAAAUACUGUAAUGAGUAUUUUAAAUGUCGCUACGCUGAUCGCGUCGCUGAAGUGAAAAGCAACUUGAUUUUGCUGCUACACAAUUCAUUUUCUCAGUGAUGAUGCGAUUUUCAAUGCGAGAGGUUACUAUUACAUUUAUUUCCGAUUGUCCACCGAUUUUUGGAAAAUUGACAAACUCGCCUAAGGACAGAGAUAUAAAAAACAUUUUUACGUCGCAGAUUCUGCCUAUCAUGACUAGUAUCAUAAGUAGGAUGCGUGCCAAGUUUCAAGGUGAUUGCGUUAUAUUCACUUGAGUUAUGGGUGAUCAAAAAUUUAUGUCUGGAAGUAUACAGUGGGGCCCAGUUCCACUGGAAAAAAGCGUACCAAUUUGCAUCCGGAAAGUAUCAAAAAUGUGGCAAAAUACCGAAAAAAACUUCGAUUUCAAAAGCUAGCGCGCUCUUUUUGUGAGGAAAAGGGCGCCGCGCCAUUCCAAACGGAGUUUUUUCACUGGGAGAAUGAAACAUUUUGCCACAUUUUUGACACUUCCCAGAUGAAAAAUGGUACGUUUUUUGCCACUGGAUCAGGUUCCCCACUGUACAUAUUUUUAUUUCGCUUCACCUAUCAAAUUUCAGUUGGUUUUACGUUGACCGUUUCCGCGACCUGGACACCCGACUUCGCUCUCUAAUCCAGAAGAUCGCCUGUCCAGCGAUGGAACAAAUGAAGCCUCAGAAUGUCUCGUGUGAUCCCGGAACUCAACGGGGUUGUGAUCGAACCCUCAAUGAAAUCUGUGUCCUUCUCCAGACCGGCAGGACUAGAUGCGAAUGCCCACCGGCGUUUGAGAGACAUCCAAUCACGCAUGCUUGUGGUUCUCCGCAAUGCAAUCCACAGAUCGAAACCAGUUGUCCGUAUCCGGAGAAAUGCGCGAGAACUCCGUUCGGGACGUAUCGAUGCAUUUGUCCAAGCGGUUUCCAUCGUGAUGCACGAAGUGGAGUUUGCUGUGAGUUUAAUUACUGUGUACAACGCAACAUUCUCUACAACAAAUAAAUUUUUUGGCCUCCUAAGAUAUGUUGUCCCUCCGUAUUGCUUUGAAAUCUAGUACGUUCCAUUUACAACUUUCAGUGAAAGACGGUCAGGCCUCUCCGCGAUUCAUUGAAGAAAAGUGUAAAACAGGAUAUGAACGGAACCCUCGGACUGGUCGCUGUCAAAUCACCGGGUCUUGCGAUCCCUCCGAACCGGAGCCAUGCGAUCCUCGGAAGCGGCAACAAUGCUUGCUGCAUCCGAAUGGGCAGUUCUACACGUGUCGAUGCAGUGGUGCACAGAAGAGACAUCCAAUCACCGACGUUUGCUGUGAGUUUCGAUGUUCAGACCGAGUAAUCAUCUAUAAUAAAUAUUAUACAUAUAAAGGAAAAAAUUCCUUAUUCUGGCCACAACGAGGGUACUCUGCGAACUGCGCCCAAGCUUGGGAACUAAAGUUAGGAAAAAAACUUCGACCUAACUGACACUGAAUUACUAUACUAGCUCAAUAGUUUUAAGGGUACCUACGAAGGCGAUGACGACUCAUUUAGUUCUAUACGGAGGCAAUAAGUUUAGUUCCGGACAUGUUUCAUCGUAUAAAGUGUAAAAUCGCAGGCAGCAGCCGUUUUCGAAGGGUAAGGUGGUACGUAAAAAAGAAGGUACCUCACUAGUUAAAUCCACUGUGCGGGCAUUGACAACGAUGAAUUCAGCUUGCACGCUAAAUUUGGGAUAAUUCUGAUCAUUUUCCGCAAAGUUAUAAGUUGUGGCCAGAAUAAGGAACUUUUACCCAUAUGAAAUGUAUUUUUAGUGGAAAACGAGUGCCUUUCCGGUCAUCACGACUGUGAUCCUCGCGCCCGUUGUACCGAUACCGAUGAAUCUUUUAUCUGCGCCUGUCCUCUCGACUCCAUUGACCAAUCAACCGAUCUCCAAAACCGACCCGGUCGAAUUUGUCAAAAGCUCGAAGACGAAUGCGCCUUAGGCACUCAUGACUGCCCAGCCGACGCGGAAUGCAUUGACAUGGUCGAGGGAUUUGAUUGUCGCUGCAGGCCGGGAUUUGUCGACUUCUCACCGAACCCGGAGCAAAAAGCCGGAAGGGUUUGUCGGCGGCCGGUAAAUGAGUGCGAACGAAAAGAAGUGAACGAUUGUCAUCCGAAUGCGAUUUGUAUGGAUACCGUGGAGUCGUUCACUUGUCAGUGCAAGGAUGGGUUUAAUGAUGCUGAUGAGUUGCAGAGACCGGGAAGAGUUUGUGUGGAAGGGCAGGGUAAGUCAGCAAGAAUCUAUUACAGUGAGCGACCUGAUCCAGUGGCAAAAAACGUACUAUUUUGCAUCGGGGAAGCAUCAAAAAUGUGGCAAAAUACUUCCCUCUCCAAGUAAAAAAACGCCGUUUUGAAGGUCCCUCACAAAAAGAGCGGGCGCGCUUUUGAAAUAGGAGUUUUUUCACAUGAAGAGGGAGGUGUUUUGCUGCAUUUUUGAUACUUCCCGGAUCCAAAAUGGUACGUUUUUUGUCAUUGGAUUAGGUUCGCCACUGUAGCUUUAAAAACUGCGACGUGGUUUUUUUAAAUUCAAAUUUAACAGUAUGUUGGGAAAAUUAUGAGCCCUCUGUCGCAUCGAAAAUUGAAUCGCCGCCGAGAAAAUCAACUGUGUCGCUUCAAAAUCAAAUUCUUUUCACUUCAGCGAUCGACACAGAGAUAUUCUGCUCAUUAUUUUCCCGACGGCCUAAUAAUCGAAAAUUGCGAUAAAUAGGUUGUUUUAUAAACCCUAAAAACAGCUGCGUUUUUUACACUCACCUUUUCAGUUAACGAAUGCAAAAACUCCACCCUCAACAAGUGCUCUCCGAACGCGAUCUGCAUCGACGAGCCGAAAGGCUAUCGCUGCGAAUGUCUCCCCGGAUUCAUCGACAACUCCGACGCCGGAACUUUCGGUCGAACCUGUGACAUUCCCUUACCCCCCAAGCCCCAUCCUUGUCAAGAGACCGAUCUCAAUGACUGCGAUCCGUCUGCCGAGUGUAUUCCGACGGACAACGCGUUUGAAUUCACUUGUAAAUGUAGGAGUGGAUUUGUGGAUGUGUCCGAGAGUGUUGCGGAUCAACCUGGAAGAAAAUGUGCGCCGGAAAAGAGUGUUUGUGAGGAUCCGGCAAAGAAUGAUUGUCAUCAGCAAGCGGUUUGCUCGGUAUUGCAGGUAGGAAAGCGUUAGAUACAAGUAAAUUUUUUGGACCCUACGAAUGAGUGGAUCUAAAAAAAUUAAUUUUUAUAGAAAGGUCUCCUUGCAAGGAGUUUUAUUUUGCCAUGAAAGUGAGCAGAGAUUGCCACGGUUAAGAUUUUGGCGCCGGCUCCGGCUCUGAGCUCCCAGAACCGGAGCCGAGGGCAAGUUUGCAGCUCCGGCAAUUUGGUUUAACAGGAUCAUGGAAUUUUUACUUUUCUGAACGCUGAGAAGCCUGGCUCCCGGCUCAGAGUCGGAGCCAAGAGCCGGCUCCGGAGCCGUGGCAAUCUUUGAAAGUGGCUCUCUGAAACUCGAGACUCCUAAAAUUCUUUAUGAUAAGUCUGUCGGGAAAAUUAUGUGCACUCUGUCGCAUCAAAAGUCGCUGAGGAAAUGAAUUGGGUCGAGGCAAAAUCAAAUUGCUUUUUACUUCAACGACAAGACCGGCGCAGCGACAUUUUGCUCAUUAUUUCCCCGACAGACUGAUAUAAUCAUGAUUUGUUGUACAGAGGCGCAACGAAUCCUCUUUGGAAACUAAUACAGUGAGGGACCGGAUCCAAUGGCAAAAAACGUCUCAUUUUGCAUCCCGGAAGAGAUCAAAAUGUCUCCAAACCCUUCCCUUCUCUACGGUUUAAAACCCCGAUUUGAAGAGCCCGCCUUGAAGGAAAAAGCGCGCUUUUCAAAGCGGAGUUUAUUAGCUUAGAGAAGGGAAGGGUUUGGAGUCAUUUUGGUCCCUUCCAGGAUGCAAAAUGACACGUUUUUUGCCAUUGGAUCAGGUCCCUCACUGUAACUCAUAAGCCAUUGUUGGAAAACUUUUUUCAGGGCAACGCCUUUUCCUGUCGAUGCCGUGACGGUUUCAUCGACAAAUCCCCGGCCAACCCCGGACAUGACUGCGUUGAACUGCUCAACGAAUGUUUGGAUCGCUCUUUGAACGACUGUGAUCCCUCAGCGUUAUGCGAGGACCUACCUGAAGGCUUCCAAUGUCGAUGUCCUUUCAACUCGAUCGAUGAAUCGGUGGAUCCCCAAAAGCCCGGGCGAAUUUGCCGACCAAAAAUUAAUGAGUGCGCUAACCCGUUGCUCAAUAAUUGCAGUCGGUUUGCGGAUUGUGUCGAUCGUAAUGAUGGGUAUGAAUGUAGAUGCAAAGACGGGUAUUUUGAUGAGAAUUUGAGCGUUCCUGGAACUGUCUGCAAGUUCAGUAGGUUGACCGAUUUUUAGCUAUAUUUAAUGAUGACUUUUUCCUGAAUAACUUUGCUUUUAUCACCUCCUUUUUAAGUCAUCAAUGAAUGCGAAUCCCCCGCCCUCAACGACUGUCAUAAGAACGCGGAAUGUCAAGAUCUUCCAGGUGGCUUCACCUGUAAAUGCAAACACCCAUUUGACGACAAAAGCCCUCCCGGACAGCCGGGAAGACUCUGCAUUUUCGACGAAUGCCUCCAUACAAAUGCCAAUAAUUGCCAUCAAAACGCUCAAUGUGUGGACUUGGAUGAAGGGUUUACUUGCCAGUGCAACGAAGGCUUCUAUGAUAACAGCCCAAAUCCACAUGAACCAGGGAGAAUUUGCUUGGGUAGGGAGUGAUUUUUAUGUCGUUUUUUACAUGCUAUACCGGUCAAAACUUUGUAAAACAAAGAUCAAAAAUUUUUUAUCGUUUUUUAUCAGUCUGUCGGGAAAAUAAUGAGGACACUGUCGCUGCGCCGAUCAUAUCUAUGAAAUGAAAAAAAAAUUGAUUUUCCCGCGACACAAUUCAUUUUUACGACCUCAGUGACAUGAUUUUCGGUACAAAAGAGUGCUCAUUGUUUUCCCGACAGAUUUCUUUAAAGCGGUUUCAUUGUGUGGAGCUGUAUUUUAUUUUUUUUAUGGGAAAAUUGACUCUUAAAACUCUUGAACUCGAUAGUUAUAGACAGGUUUUGUCCUACCUAUCUUGUUCUACAGAGUGUUUGCUCUAUGUGCUUACAUUUUUAUACUAAAAAAAUAAAAAAGUAAUUCGACAAAACUCGAUAUUUUGUCCUUCAUUUGUCAUCGUUUUAUUUUUUUUCAACCCUUAUCACUUCUCGGUCUCGAAACGAAAACAUGUUUCCCGAACUCAAUUUAACUCAAAACACAAAUUGUUUUCUGUUUCUCGACAAUUUUUUUUUCACUUUUCAACAACCCUUUGACAUUCAAUUUUUUCAUUUUUUCAGCGUUCAAAGAAGACGCGUCGUCGGAGGAAUCAAUUCUCGCCAAUUUCCCGCCCCUAGACGGGACGCCCUGCGGGCUUCGCAGCUUCUGUUCGCUCCCGCUGAACGAGGUGUGCGUCGGCGGAAAAAGCUGCGAAUGUCGGCCAUCAGAAGCCAGAGAAAGUGCGGAUAAGAAGUGCGAAAGAGUCGAGAAAAUCCAUGGAUCUUUCCGAAUUUUGCGGAUGAAUCGAGAAGCGUUGAUCUACAGUAGUCGCUAUGGGAACCCAGAAAGUGAUGGGUACAAACAGCUGGACGGGUUGUUUAGACGGGAUAUAAGAAAGAUGAUUGGAAGUGUGAGCGAAUUAAAAGAGAAUCUGGUCACUUCGGAUGUGGUGCUUUUUACUCAUCCCAAGACAAUCAACAGGUAAAUUACAUGGCAAAACAUUUGCAGUUCUAUAGUGAAAUCUUUGUACAGCAAAACCUCUCUAUAACAAACAAUUUAAGAGCUAAGAGACCGUUCUAAUAAAAAAAUUAACCUCCAUACAACAAAGCCCUUUUAUAACGAUUGCCGUUCGUUAUACAGAGAUUUAGCGUUAAAUUGUUUUAUCAAGCCCAAUAUAAGCUUCUAUGGCGGACCUGAUCCAGUGGAAAAUAAUGUAUCAUUUUGCAUCCAGGAAGUAUCAAAAAAUGUGGCAAAAUACCUCCCUCUCCAAGUGAAAAAAAUCAGAUUUCAAAAGCGCGCCGUCUUUUUUUAUGGAGGACAAGGCGCGCCCUUCAAAACGGAGUUUCUUUAGUUGGAGAGGGAGGUAUUUUGCCAUGUUUUUUGAUUUUUCUUUGACGUGAUGCAAAAUGGUACGUUUUUUGCGAUUGGAUCAGGGCCGUCACUGUAUAGCAAAAGCUUUGUGCAACAAAACCUCUCUAUGACAACAUUAGGAGGUAAUAGUACGUUCUAAGACAAAGUUAGCCUUCUUAUUAGGUGGUCCAGAAAGUUCAUUCGUUUUUUCAUUGCUUUACAAGAAUUUUUUGUUCUUGAAAAAGACGCACGAACUUUCUGGACGACCUAUUACAACAAAGCCUUUUUACACCGAUAUACAUUAGCUCUUGCGAUUUGUUGUACAGAGAUUUUACUUUACACUAUUUCACAAAGCCCAAUCUAUAAGUAUCCAAAAUUUUUCAGUUCCUGGAACGAAGGAGUCCUUGUCAACUUCACGUUGGCUGUGAAGCCCAAUUCAACCGAGAAAUGCGCCAUCUGGCGUGAGCUCACUCAUCAAAUUAUGUUGAACAAGCAUCGAAUUGCGGAUGGUCCUUUGGAGGUAGCGCCGGACUUUGAUCAGCUUUCUCUAUGCGAGAAGCCCGCAAAUCUGUGCGGAAACUCCGUGUGCAGCAAGGAGUUGGGUCAUGUUUGCAUCAACAACACCUGUCAAGUCGACUACUGCAGCGAUGUGGAUUACUGUCCAACGAACACGACUUGUGUCAAUUUGAAGUUCAAAUCGGACUGUCAAUGUCUUCCCGGCUUCACAAAUAUCCGCGAAAACGGCAAACGGCCGCAGGGCAUGUUGCGGGACACUAUUUGUUUGAAGCCAUUUGAUGUAAAUGAAUGCGAAUUGGAGCUGCAUAAUUGCUCGAAAGUGGCCAAGUGCACGGAUCUUCCGUUUGGCUACAGUUGCAGUUGUCCUGACGGGUACAUCGACGGGAAUUUGAACUUGCCGGGCAGACAAUGUGCCGCACUUUUGUGUGAUGAAUGCAAUGGACAUGGAGACUGUAUUACGGACCAUUUGUCGGGAAAUGUUUAUUGCCAAUGUAGUGGAGGGUACAGUGGAGAGCAUUGCGAAAAACCGCCUUCGCCAAUCCCGUACUUCUUGUUUAUUAUCAUCGCGUCGUUGUUUUUGGUGCUGGCGGCAUGGUAG
Messenger RNA from Bursaphelenchus xylophilus (pine wood nematode), 9876 nucleotides. NCBI's taxonomy places the organism in Eukaryota, Metazoa, Nematoda, Chromadorea, Rhabditida, Aphelenchoididae. The record is from the annotation of a GenBank genome assembly.